Messenger RNA from Mytilus californianus (California mussel), 1335 nucleotides. RefSeq names its product interferon-induced protein 44-like. The transcript is spliced from 7 exons. Lineage: Eukaryota; Metazoa; Mollusca; Bivalvia; Mytilida; Mytilidae. The record is from RefSeq and is a predicted model, not a curated record. The coding region runs from base 1 to 1335 and encodes 444 amino acids.
AUGGCAAAAUGGAUCGGUGGUAUGAAAAAGUACAGACUUUUGUAUAAGGCUUCUGAAGAUGGGUGUACUUCAAGAGCUUUCCACAAUAGAUGUAACAAUAAAGGCCCAACUGUAACAAUUCUUUAUUAUAACGACAAUUUUAUAUAUGGUGGAUACACUUCAGUCAGUUGGAAAAGUCUUGGGGACUUUCAAACGGACACUGAAUCGUUCCUCUUCAGACUUUAUCAAAAUUGCACAUGGAAACCGGUAAAAAUGCCAGUUUCUAAUUAUCGCAAUAGCAUAUACGAUCAUGCCGACUAUGGACCUACAUUCGGUGAUAUAGAUUUGCAAACCUUUUCUGGCACAAUUAACUUUGAUGGUACAACCUUCAAUUUGAAUGGAAAAAACAAUUUUGGAUCAUCAUACACAAUGAAUGACGAAAAUUAUAAGUCUAUUGCCAAUGGCAAUAUGAGAGUAAAAGAUAUAGAAGUGUAUCUAGUUGAGGAGGAGCCAUGGAGAAAGACACCUGAAUGGAACUCAAAGUUGCUGGUUGAGCUGAAGGAAAAAAUAGAAAAAUACACACCUUUACCGGGUUUAAAAAUUCCUCAAGCACGCAUUUUAUUGGUGGGACAAGUAGGCUCCGGAAAGUCGAGUUUCUUCAACACUAUUAACUCAAUAUUUAGAGGCUAUAUAACAAGCCAAGCAUGUAGUGGUAAUGCUGAGCAUAGCCUUACAACUGUGUAUAGGAUGUACCAAAUCAGAAAAGGAGUAAGGGGUAAGCCUAUGAAUUUUCGACUACAUGAUACGAGAGGAAUCGAAGCUGAUCAAGGAGUAGAUGCGAAUGAAAUUUGUUAUUUACUUGAUGGCAAUAUACAAGAUGGUUACAAGUUCAAUCCAUCAGUUCCAGUUUCAACGGAUACAUUAGGAUUUGUAGAGAGUGCACACAUCAGUGAAACAAUCCACUGUGUUGUGAUAGUAUUAGAUGGCAGCACUAUUGACGUUAUGGCAGAAAAAGUCGCCGAAAGGCUAAAGAAAUUACAGAUGCGUAUGAACCAAAGAGGCAUUCCGCAAGUGGUUUUACUAACAAAGAUAGACAAAGUUUGUCAAAGAACAGAGGAAAAUUUAUCAAAUGUAUUUCACAGUCCUUUGGUCCAGGAAACGGUCGACAGAGUUUCGCAGAUAAUGGGAUUACUGAGGUCACAUAUCCUACCAGUAAAAAAUUAUGAAUCUGAGAUGGAACUUAAUGAUAAUGUGAACAUCCUGGCUUUAAUGUCUUUGCAGCAAAUACUUCAUUUUGCGGAUGACUACAUGUAUAACCACCUCAAUAAACAUAAAGAAGGCAUAAAAUUUGUUUGA